Messenger RNA from Lampris incognitus (smalleye Pacific opah), 1617 nucleotides. RefSeq names its product acid-sensing (proton-gated) ion channel family member 4a (gene asic4a). The record is from RefSeq and is a predicted model, not a curated record. Gene Ontology annotation, biological process: sodium ion transmembrane transport. Gene Ontology annotation, molecular function: ligand-gated sodium channel activity. The coding region runs from base 1 to 1617 and encodes 538 amino acids. Lineage: Eukaryota; Metazoa; Chordata; Actinopteri; Lampriformes; Lampridae. Gene Ontology annotation, cellular component: membrane. The transcript has 10 exons.
AUGCCUAUCGAAUUUGUUUGCAAAAUCAAAUUUGCAGAGGAGGAUGAGAAGCAGAAAGCAAAGCAGGAUGGGGACAGGGAGAGCCUGAUUGAGGAGAGCUGCACACCUCCGGCCAAGGACUUGGCCGGAUUUGCCAACUCCUGCUCUCUUCACGGGAUUAACCACAUCUUUGUCUCCGGUCGCCUGGGCAUUCGGCAGACCUUUUGGGCUCUCGCCUUCCUGGCUUCGCUGGCGCUGUUCCUCUACCAGGCGGCAAAGUGUGCCAUCUCUUACCUGGAGCAUCCUCACGUGACGGCGCUGAAUGAAGAGGCGACCCCCGAGAUGGUUUUCCCCGCCGUGACUAUCUGCAACAUCAACCGCUUUCGCUUCUCCGCGCUCACCGAUGCCGACAUCUAUCACCUCGCUAACUUGACGGGUCUGCCGCCGAAAAACAAGGAUGGACACAAGCCCACUGAUUUGGAGUAUCCUGCCCCCGACAUGCAGGACAUCUUCAACAGGACGGGGCAUCAAUUGGAAGAGAUGCUCAUGAGCUGCAACUUCAGCGGGCAAAACUGCUCGGUGGAGGACUUCGCUGUGGUGUACACCAGAUAUGGGAAAUGCUACACUUUCAACGGCAACAAGACGACGUCCAGGAAAACCAAGCAGGGCGGGAUGGGGAACGGGCUGGAGAUCAUGUUGGAUAUCCAGCAAGAUGAGUAUCUACCCAUCUGGAGAGAGACAAACGAGACGUCCCUGGAGGCCGGGAUCCGAGUUCAGAUCCACAGUCAGGACGAGCCUCCCUACAUCCACCAGCUGGGCUUUGGGGUCUCGCCGGGAUUCCAGACCUUUGUCUCAUGUCAGGAGCAGAGGCUGACCUACCUGCCCCAGCCCUGGGGGAACUGCCGCUCCACCAGCGAGCAGAUGAUCCCGGGAUACGACACGUACAGCAUCAGCGCCUGCCGCCUGCGCUGCGAGACCCGCGAGGUGCUGCGCGAGUGCAACUGCAGGAUGGUGCACAUGCCCGGAACUGCUGAUAUCUGCCCUCCCAGUAAAAUCAAAUGUGUUGAUAAAGCGCUCGCACUGCUUCAGAAGAGCACCGGGGACACCUGCCCAUGUGAGACUCCAUGCAAUCUGACCCGCUAUGGUAAAGAGCUCUCCAUGGUCAAAAUCCCCAGCAAGGGCUCCGCUCGCUACCUCUCCCGGAAAUAUGACAAGUCAGAGGACUACAUUAGAGACAAUUUCCUUGUGUUGGACAUCUUCUUCGAAGCUCUAAACUACGAAACCAUUGAGCAGAAGAAAGCGUAUGACGUUGCAGGUUUACUAGGUGACAUUGGCGGCCAGAUGGGCCUCUUCAUCGGUGCUAGCAUCCUGACAAUCUUAGAAAUACUGGAUUACGUCUACGAGGUGGUCAAGCAGCGGCUCCAGCGUCUGCUGAGGCCACAGAAAAAGGAGGAGAAGAACAAGCAGCCUUCCACUACCGUCGCAACUGUGGGUCUGGAGGAAAUGAAAGCAAAAGAGCCCAACGACAUGCUGAGGAGUCACCCGGAGGGAGCGUACGCCAACACCGUCCUGCCCAACCACCACCACCACCACCACCACGGCGGGCGCCACGGGGUGUUCGAGGACUUUGCUUGCUAA